GGCAAUAUCCCAGGAAGGCUGUUAAGGGAAGAUGGUGAAGAUGGGAAACUGCAUCCAUGUUAUGAUGCCCACGUUUACAAACAAGCCCUCCCCACAUGACAACCGCGUACACGGAGAUGAAGUGGAAAACAGCAGGUUUGACGAUACUUCACCUUUCUCAUUCCUCAGACUCCAACCCACUUUGAUUCUGAAAGAUUUGACUGUUGUUUCCGGUCAGUCAGCUUGCCGAAGCAGUCAGAUUUCCGUCAUACUACUCAGAAUAAAAAUGGCAUCAGGAGAUGAGCUUCCAUCCCAUCUCGCUGUCGAUACCUCCAACGUUCAAAUUCUUCACUCUGAGACCUCAAAAAGACUUGUCGAAAAUUUUGUAAUCGCUCUCAUGAACAAGGAGCGUUUCUACAUCCGCACAUUCUUUUCGACAUACAAAGCAUAUACCACUGCUGAAAGUGUGUUGUACAUCCUCCUGGACAAAUAUGGAAGCUUUGGCACCUCAGAGGCAGAAGAGAUUCCAGUUAUCGAUUCAGUGAGCACAAACAGCGGAAACAGUGAUAACAUUCCGAGCUGUGAGGAGCUUGCAAAUCCAGUGCCUGCAGAGACAGUUACAGAGAUCAGAAAGUCCAAAACCUUUGACAGCCCAAACUCUGAGAAAGAUGAAGAACCAAGUUCACCAAAAGCGACUGCAGAAAUCUCAAAUUUUGGAAAUGUUGACAGUGCAAAUGGUGAGGAAAAUGGAAGUUGUGGUUCUUCAGGAUCCAGCGAAAUAAUUGCUAAGUCCAAAACCUUUGACAGCCCAAACUCUGAUAAAGUUGAAGAACCAAGUUCACCGAAAGCGACUGCAGAAAUUUCAAAUUCUGGAAAUGUUGACAGUGCAAAUGGUGAGGAAAAUGGAAGUUGUGGUUCUUCAGGAUCCAGCGAAAUAAUUGCUAACUGUGAAAGCAUUGAGUCUGAACACUGUCCGAAUUCUGAUGAAAUUCAGAAUUUAAGUUCACCAGAAAAGGGAGCGACAGUCAAGAAAAGCAUAGACUUCAACAGAUCAAGCUUUCUAGAAGAAUAUAAUUUCAGUCCUGCAGAAAAGGAAACACUAAUGAAAAUUGCUAUACCUGAAAUUCUUGAAAUCUGGCUGGAGGAGUCUGCCGAAGACUUUCGUCAAGUUCCAACUUACUCUUGUCUCCGGAAGGUACUUUGCUACUUGAACCAGACAGUGCCGGGGUCAGAUGCUGAACAUCGGGCCCAGAAACUCCUGAGUCGGUUUUUGGUGGAGGAAACAGCGGAGAAAGAGAUGUUCAAAGGCUACCGUAGAAGAGUUAGAUUCUAUAUUGGAGAAGAACACGACCAAACCAUCGAACAAGUUGACGAAAAGCUCCUGUCCUACCCAUCACGCUUCAUUGCAGAGCAGCUGACUUUUAUGGAUGCUGAUCUUUUUCGGAAACUUGUGCCCAGCCAAUGUUUAGGGUCCAUCUGGUCUCAACGAGGGAAGGAAGAAAAACAGCAUCUGGUAUCAACCGUCCAGGCCACCAUUACACAGUUCAAUAAUGUUACAAAAUGUGUCACCAGCACCAUAUUAAGACCUCAACAGCUGAAACCACGGCAGAGGGCUAAAAUCAUUGAGAAAUGGAUUGAUGUUGCCCAGGAAUGUAGGACUUUGCAGAAUUUCUCGUCAGUGCAUGCAAUUACCACUGCAUUGCAAUCGAAUAGUGUGUUCAAUUUGAAGAAGACUUGGGCAGCCGUGUCAAAGAGCAGUAAGAUAACAUUUGAAGACCUUUCAAACAAUGAAGAAGAUAACUUUAUGGCAAGUAGAGAGCUGCUAAUGGAGGAUAUUGUUCAGGGAAUUGUGCCGUACCUGGGAACUUUCUUAACAGAAUUUUCAGCGCUGGAUUCGGCUUUCCCGAAUUACCAUUCAAAUGGCUUGAUCAACUUUGACAAGAGACAAAAAGAAUAUGAAAUAAUUUUGGGUAUCAAAUCCCUGCAGUUUGCUUGCUCAUCUUACACCCUUCGUCCAAACGAGAAUUUUCUAGACUUGUUCUUUCUGCAACAAUACUUAAGUGAGGAUAGCGAGUACGUAACUGGUAUUGUAGGAGUGUGCAGCUCCUCUGAACUCGAGAAACCGCCAAAGCCCAAAAAGAGUGUGUUUAAACGCCUCAGCUGCCUGUUUUCAAAGAGAGGUGUUAAAAUACACAACACUCAAACUAAAAGCUCUGAGCAGCGAGCAUCCCUUCAGAAUGAGGAUUCAGACAACAGCAUUACCGCAGCCAACAUUUUAUCCGAUUCCAGCCACUUGGAAAUGGAAGAGCCGAGCACUUCGCAAAAAGCGCUGGAAAAGUCAUUAAGAUCCGUGGAUACUGCCUCCUCUGGAGGUUUAUCCAACAGUGGUGCAUCAGCAAAACCAAAUUAUGACAAAGCCAAGUCUCGUAGGCGUGCGGGUUUGGGCAGCUGCUGGUGUGCAACACGUCGGAGGGACAACCGCCAGAAUGAGAAAAGCUGCCUCAUCCGAGUCAGAUUAGAGGAGGACAGAGCACAAGAAUUCAAAACUAUUUUGGUGACUAAUCAAGAUCGUGUAUCUGAAGUUCUCAACAAAGCCAUCACCGCGCUCAAAUUUGAACCCGAGCGUCCUCAGCAAUUUGCUCUAGCACAGAUCAUUGAAUCAAAUAAAGUGCUCAUACUUCCGGCCGAUGCCAUCCUGUAUUACGCAAUGGACAAGAAAGUGAAUCACGACUUCAUCCUGAGAUUCACUGAAAGAAGAUCUUCAUGUCUAUGCAAGUUUUAGCUGCAAUGUUCGAGCCUCCUUCCCAAUGUGAAUCAAUGAGCUCUAGUGAGGAAGGGCUUUAGAGAGCUCACCGCCCUGAUUUUUGAGAGGUCGUAUGUAUUUUAUUUCCUUCUCCUCCUGUAAAUCGCUUGGUGCUCGACAUAGGAUUCACUAAUUAGACAUUUACACAUAACCACUUUAAAAUUAAAAUGGUUCAACAUCGAGGCUAUGCCAACAAUACCAGCCACAGAUAGAAGAGAAAAUCAUCUGAGUUCUUUGUCUAAGUUUGUUUCUAAAAAUAGUGUUCAA
Molecule: messenger RNA, 3049 nt
Organism: Stegostoma tigrinum
Lineage: Eukaryota; Metazoa; Chordata; Chondrichthyes; Orectolobiformes; Stegostomatidae
Product: ral guanine nucleotide dissociation stimulator-like 1
Exons: 26
Coding region: 32-2761 (909 amino acids)
Biological process (GO): Ras protein signal transduction; positive regulation of GTPase activity
Cellular component (GO): plasma membrane
Molecular function (GO): guanyl-nucleotide exchange factor activity
Source: RefSeq, a predicted model, not a curated record